AUGUUUUUGUGUGCGAUAACAUUUACUGCAAUUGUUAGUCUAAUACACUUUUCACAAGCUAUUCCCGAUGGACUUUUAGCUCCAGAAGAUCGCUUUGGUUUUAUGGUGGCUAUAUACGAUGAAGGGAAAUACAUAUGUGGCGGUACAAUUGUAUCCGUAUACUUUAUAGUAACAGCAGCACAUUGUUUCAAACGAGGACGUGUUACCCAGGGUGUUCAAGUUGUAUUUAAUACAAACGAUUUAAACAAUAUCGAAGGUGAUAAUGUACGGCGAGUAGUGGAUAUUAUUACACAUCCUCGCCAUUCAAAGAUGACUAUGGAUUUCGAUAUAGCAUUAGUCAAGGUAGAUGAUGAUCUGCUUAAGCCAGAAUAUCCACAUGUAAUGAAAUUGGAGUUGGCACAAACUUAUGAUAUAUACUAUGGCAAUGAUGCCAUAGCUGUUGGUUGGGGCCAACAAGUUGAGCCAAAUGAUGUGCGACCGGUUCAUCUAACCUAUAAAGCUAUUAAGAUAUGGCAACGUGAUGACUGCAAUUCGCGACAUAUAUGGGGACCUGAUGCGUAUUAUCUUAAUCAACCGUUGGUAAGCGAACGCAUGUUGUGUGUUGAUGUACCAAAUGUUGGACCCGGCACUUGUGUAAGUGAUGAUGGUUCGGCUUUGAUAACAAAUGAAACGGAAUUUUUGGGUAUAUUAUCAUGGCGUUAUGAUUGUCAAGAGCCUGGUAAACCAUCGGUGUAUACUAGUAUUCCCCUGAUGAAAGCUUGGAUUUUGAAAACUAUGACAAAUUAUCAUGAAUAA
Messenger RNA from Lucilia cuprina (Australian sheep blowfly), 795 nucleotides. RefSeq names its product hypodermin-A-like. NCBI's taxonomy places the organism in Eukaryota, Metazoa, Arthropoda, Insecta, Diptera, Calliphoridae. Gene Ontology annotation, biological process: proteolysis. The transcript has a single exon. Bases 1 to 795 code for a protein of 264 amino acids. Gene Ontology annotation, molecular function: serine-type endopeptidase activity. The record is from RefSeq and is a predicted model, not a curated record.